Dracunculus medinensis (Guinea worm) is the source of this 129-nucleotide messenger RNA. NCBI's taxonomy places the organism in Eukaryota, Metazoa, Nematoda, Chromadorea, Rhabditida, Dracunculidae. The record is from the annotation of a GenBank genome assembly.
UAUCAAUAUUUUCAGUCGCUCUCCGCUCCGCAGGACCAUAUUUCAAAACGAAACAAUGCUGAACUAGUGAAUCACAUCUUAAAAAAUCUCGGUGGUCUCGAUCGCCUCGGUGAUGUCGGCCGUCGUUAA